AUGGGCUACGAGUAUGCAUUGGUGUAUGUCAUCCAUUCGCACGCAAAGUACACAAUUCCUCCCGCCCUCGUCCUGACGGCUCUGUACAGGCCACUCCUCACUAAGAUCGAUGUCUACAAAAUCCUAUUCCUCGUGACAAUCGCCGUCGUCUCCACUACCCCAUGGGACUCGUACCUCAUCCGCACUGGCGUCUGGACCUAUCCUAGUCACGUGAUUGUUGGCCCAAAAUUGUUCGAUAUCCCCUUCGAGGAAGUCUUUUUCUUCAUUAUCCAAACCUACAACACCUCCUUGUUGUAUCUGCUACUGAGCAAGUCGACAUUCCAGCCAGUAUACCUCCGUGUUGAAGCAUCCUCGCGGAAUCGCCAGUGGCCUUGGUACCGCACUUUCGGCCAGAUCUUUUUACUCGGUGUCAUCGGUUGGGCAUAUAUUAUUCUCAAAGCUCAAGGCUCUGGUACAUAUACAGGAUUGAUCCUGGUCUGGGCUGUUCCGUUUCUACUUCUCUUAUGGACCCUGGCAUAUCAAUUCAUUCUUGGACUGCCACUGUCUAACACACUAAUUCCCAUUGCCGCGCCUACCUUGUACCUCUGGAUUGUUGACACUCUUGCCUUGAAACGAGGCACGUGGGUGAUCAGUUCGGGAACUAAGUUUGGCGUCUACCUCUGGGAUGGCCUGGAGAUCGAGGAGGCCAUCUUCUUCCUCGUGACCAAUAUCCUCAUCGUCUUCGGUCAGGUGGCAUUCGACAAUGCCUUGUGUAUUCUGUACACAUUUCCCAGUAUAUUCCCGAACCCGCCCCUGGUGCCCUCUCCAGCACUUCUUGUCAAGGCCCUACUCACCGCAUCCUCCAAGUAUGACGAGGCACGACUAACCGGAUUACGUGAGGCGGUUGACCGAUUAAAGCGCAAGAGCCGUAGCUUCUACCUUGCGUCGUCGACCUUCCAAGGACAAAUUCGGUCCGACCUGCUGCUCCUCUACUCGUUCUGUCGCGUUGCAGAUGAUCUUGUUGACGACGCUGCUUCAGCCGAGGAAGCUAGAGCCUGGAUCGAGAAAAUACACGAAUUCCUCCGAAUUGCUUAUGACGAGACAAAAGGAGGACCUGUCAGCGCAGCAUACGUCCUCGAGCACUUCCCCAAGGAGACGCAGUCAGCAUUACUGCAGCUGCCAAUCACGAAGCUCUCCCGCGAACCUCUGGAGGACUUACUGCAUGGGUUUGAAAUGGAUCUAGCAUUCAACACAUCUUCGCCAAUAAAAACAGAGGAGGACUUGGAGAUCUAUGCGCAGCGUGUCGCCGGCACCGUGGCGCAAAUGUGCAACGAGCUAAUCUUUCACAUUUACGAUCCUACAACUCCGCAGAAGGACCGCCAGCGCAUCAUCAAGGCCGGUAAUCACAUGGGUAUUGCGCUCCAGUACGUCAAUAUUGCGCGAGAUAUUGAAGUCGAUGCCAAACUCGGUCGCGUCUACCUGCCUCUGUCGUGGCUCCAAGAACACAGCUUGAAAUACGCCGACGUCGUGCAGCACCCUCACGGCGAUGUCAUUGAGAACAUGCGCACCAGACUCUUGGCGAAGGCUUUUACUCUGUACACGAGCGUCAGAGGUGCUAUCGAGGAGCUUCCCAUCGAGGCUCGUGGUCCUAUUAGAGUCGCUGUCGAGAGUUAUAUGGAAAUCGGCAGAGUCUUGCAACAGGAUGGCUACGUCGUCAAAGCCGGUCGGGCGACUGUACCGAAGGCUCGUCGACUGAGAGUCGCGUGGAGCGUAUUGAACCAAUAG
Messenger RNA from Periconia digitata, 1764 nucleotides. NCBI's taxonomy places the organism in Eukaryota, Fungi, Ascomycota, Dothideomycetes, Pleosporales, Periconiaceae. The record is from the annotation of a GenBank genome assembly.